GCGGAGCCGGCGCGGCGGUGCCAUGCUGUUCCGCUGCGCGUUGGCGCUGCGGGUGCUGUCGGUAUGGAGAUCCGCGCCCGGCCGAGAGCCGGCUUUCUCCACGAGUUGCGCGGCGUGCUCAAAGAACAGGCGGCUGAGGCAAAAAAGAGUCAUUUCGGAAAAGAAAUUGACCCGCUAUUUUGUGGAUCACCGGAGAGUGCGUGUGGUUGGGGGACAAGGAGGAGGAGGAGGUCAAUCUUUUUAUAGCGAACCUAGAAAAAUAUUUGGAGGUCCUGACGGUGGAAAUGGAGGUGAUGGAGGGCAUGUCAUUUUAAAAGCUGACCAGCAAACGAAAUCACUUUCUUCAGUCCUCCCUUUCUAUCAGGGUAUUCAUGGAGAGAGAGGAGGAAGCAAAAACUGUUACGGAGCCAAUGGAGCGUGCAUUUAUGUUAAAGUGCCUGUAGGUACGUUGGUAAAGGAGGAUGGAGUAGUUGUGGCUGACCUCACUCAACAUGGUGAAGAGUAUGUUGCAGCUUAUGGAGGAGCUGGAGGGAAAGGUAAUCGCUUUUUUCUUUCCAACGAAAAACGAGCUCCAACAUUUUUUACUCCGGGAGAGCCAGGUCAGGAGAGGGUCCUCCAUCUGGAACUCAAGACAACAGCUCAUGCAGGAUUGGUGGGCUUUCCCAACACUGGGAAGUCGUCGCUCUUGAGAGCGCUGUCCAACGCGAAGCCGGCAGUGGCUGCCUACCCGUUCACAACUCUGAACCCCCACGUCGGCAUCGUCCGCUAUGAAGACUAUGAACAAGUAGCAGUUGCUGACAUUCCUGGCCUAAUAAGAGGUGCUCAUCAGAACAGGGGCCUCGGGAUGGCCUUCCUAAGGCAUAUUGAACGAUGCUGCUUUCUUCUAUACGUGGUGGAUCUCUCUGUGUCUCAGCCGUGGAUUCAGCUGCAAGACUUAAAAUAUGAACUUGAACAAUACAAAAAAGGAUUGUCUACAAGGCCUUGUGUUGUCAUUGGGAAUAAAAUUGACCUUGCUGAGUCUAGGAUUCAUCUACCACUCCUUAAAGAACAGAUAAAUGACAGAGUCAUUGCAUUGUCAGCAUUGACAGGAGACAACCUAGAGGAACUGUUAGUGCAUUUGAGAGAGCUGUAUGACACUUACGUGAAGAUGGAACAAGCACAGGGGCAGAGCCCAGUCAAGUGGUAGGAAACAGAGCUACUACAAACUGCUGGAAGGAAGAAAAAUCAUAAUUUGAUUAGAUAACAUUUGCAUGUGUUGUUUUUUUGUUGUUUCUUUAUUUUGAAUGUAUUGCACACAGCCUGUGAGUUUGGUCUGGGCUGCUUCCAGUGGAAAAUUUCAAUUCACCUUUGAGGUGUCUUAGAUGUCAUAAAAUAAAUGCAAUGCUUUGCUUUUAUGGUGGAAA
Molecule: messenger RNA, 1403 nt
Organism: Tympanuchus pallidicinctus (lesser prairie-chicken)
Lineage: Eukaryota; Metazoa; Chordata; Aves; Galliformes; Phasianidae
Gene: MTG2
Product: mitochondrial ribosome associated GTPase 2
Exons: 6
Coding region: 23-1186 (387 amino acids)
Cellular component (GO): mitochondrion
Molecular function (GO): GTP binding; magnesium ion binding; GTPase activity
Source: RefSeq, a predicted model, not a curated record